Knipowitschia caucasica is the source of this 1617-nucleotide messenger RNA. Lineage: Eukaryota; Metazoa; Chordata; Actinopteri; Gobiiformes; Gobiidae. The record is from the annotation of a GenBank genome assembly.
AUGGCAGCCUUCAGAGCUGAACCUGCUCUAAUUGGACACAUCAUUCAUUUCCUGUAUCAGUGCGUCGCUCGCGUGGCCACUUCCUCCGCGCGCCUUGACGUCUCUCGCGUCCGUGCGUCUCUCCGCAUCAGCAGCGCGCAUUCCAGCAGUCCUCCUCCGCGAGUCCUCCACACGGACCAACCCGGACCCAGCCGUGCUCAGCCGGGCGAACUGCUCCCGGGAACAGGGACUGCAAACCCGAAUCGGACCGGACCGGGUCAACGCGACGCGGAGCAGGCGCGUGUCGGAGGUGGAAAGCGGCAUGUAGGCGCUCCAGGUGAGGCGAUGAGACGCGGUGUGGAUGCGGUGGAGACGCGAUAUGGACACGGUGGGGACGAUGUUUGGACGGGCUGGGGACGCGGUAGGGAUGCGGUGUGGACGCGGUGUGGACGCGGUGUGGACGCGGGGGGUGUGUCAGGGGGUGUGUCGGAGGUGUGUCAGGGGGUGUGUCAGGGGGUGUGUCAGGGGGUGUGUCAGGAGGUGUGUCAGGGGGGGUGUCAGGGGGUGUGUCAGGGGGUGUGUCAGGGGGUGUGUCAGGGGGUGUGUCAGGGGGUGUGUCAGGGGGUGUGUCAGGGGGGUGUCAGGGGGUGUGUCAGGGGGGGUGUCAGUGUGUCAGGGGGUGUGUCAGGGGGUGUGUCAGGGGUGUGUCAGGGGGUGUGUCAGGGGGUGUGUCAGGGGGUGUGUCAGGGGGUGUGUCAGGGGGUGUGUCAGGGGGUGUGUCAGGGGGUGUGUCAGGGGGUGUGUCAGGGGGUGUGUCAGGGGGGUGUGUCAGGGGGGUGUGUCAGGGGGGGUGUGUCAGGGGGUGUGUCAGGGGGUGUGUCAGGGGUGUGUCAGGGGGUGUGUCAGGGGGGGUGUCAGGGGGUGUGUCAGGGGGGUGUGUCAGGGGGUGUGUCAGGGGGUGUGUCAGGGGGUGUGUCAGGGGGUGUGUCAGGGGGUGUGUCAGGGGGGUGUGUCAGGGGGGUGUGUCAGGGGGUGUGUCAGGGGGUGUGUCAGGGGUGUGUCAGGGGGUGUGUCAGGGGGGUGUGUCAGGGGGUGUGUCAGGGGGUGUGUCAGGGGGUGUGUCAGGGGGUGUGUCAGGGGGGUGUGUCAGGGGGUGUGUCAGGGGUGUGUCAGGGGUGUGUCAGGGGGGUGUGUCAGGGGGGGUGGGGGUGUGUCAGGGGGUGUGUCAGGGGGGGGUGUCAGGGGGUGUGUCAGGGGGGUGUGUCAGGGGGGUGUGUCAGGGGGUGUGUCAGGGGGUGUGUCAGGGGGGGGUGUCAGGGGGGUGUGUCAGGGGGGGGUGUCAGGGGGUGUGUCAGGGGGUGUGUCAGGGGGGUGUGUCAGGGGGUGUGUCAGGGGGUGUGUCAGGGGGGGGUGUCAGGGGGUGUGUCAGGGGGGGUGUCAGGGGGUGUGUCAGGGGGGUGUGUCAGGGGGGGGUGUCAGGGGGUGUGUCAGGGGGGUGUGUCAGGGGGGUGUGUCAGGGGGUGUGUCAGGGGGUGUGUCAGGGGGGGGUGUCAGGGGGUGUGUCAGGGGGGUGUGUCAGGGGGGGGUGUCAGGGGGGUCCUCAUGGAUAUGAGUCGGUGGCAUUUGUAUCAGUGCUGA